Lutzomyia longipalpis is the source of this 1762-nucleotide messenger RNA. RefSeq lists its product as uncharacterized. The transcript is spliced from 5 exons. Bases 360 to 1664 code for a protein of 434 amino acids. The record is from RefSeq and is a predicted model, not a curated record. Lineage: Eukaryota; Metazoa; Arthropoda; Insecta; Diptera; Psychodidae.
AGCAACGUGGACAAAGUGUCAGUAAAAAUUUCUUCGCGUGUGUGUCUCUAUUCGAGCAAUUUUUUUUAUUUAUUACGUGAAAGUUUAAUAGCACCUCUGAAUUAAAAAAAAACUUGUGGUUUAUUGAGUAAUACACCUUCCCCCAGAAACUCCUAAAAAAAAAUAAAUUCACUUUCAAACUCACCCACGGGGCAAUGCUGCACAUCUCCCGGCAUUUGUGAUUGUGUCGCGGUGUUUUAUGGGUAGCUGCUGUGCUCGUCGUGUGCAAUGCCAAAGUGUCGGGGAGGUGCAGGAGGAAACAAAGGUGUGCUAGCCAUCUAAUAAUUUAAGGAUUUGGUGUCUGCGUUGGACCGAUCGCGAUGAAAUUUGAUCCAUCCGUGAACGUUGAUGCCGACCUAUCCGAUGCAAUUCGUCGCAUGCAACCAGAUUUUGGCGCGCAUUUAAAAAGGGCCUUCACCAACUCCACAAUUCGCAUGAAUGACGCCACUCGGGGGCUCUCACAGGAGAUUGUUGAUCAGACAUUCUUCCGAGAUGGUGGCAGUGACGUGAUGAUUAAAAAUCUCCGAACGUCACGAAGUGAAUCCCCACGAUUGAUGGCCAUCGAGGCAGACAUGCUGCAGGAUAUUCUUGUUAUCUUCGUGGACUUUGGUGCCCUCUCACUUGAGUGCGAAUACGAAAUGGUCAACAGUGACAUGAUGAAUCUCCUUCCUGUGACCAGCGAUGGCCUCCUCAAUGCCACCAUUGAGAGUACCCGUGCACAAGGACGUGUGGGCUACGUCAUCACCGGAGAUUCGCUGCAGGUGAAUAAUUUUGAUCUUCAGUACGAAAUUGGGCAGAUUCACCUGGAGGCCAUCUACACAAAAUCCCGCGAUAAGUUGCACAGCCGCAGCACGCGGAAGUCCAUCGAGGAGACAAUCCUCAAAGGAGUCCGCCGGGACAUUGAGAACUACUUCGAGGGGCAGCUACGAGAGAAAUUGGACAAUGUUCUGCAGGAUGUUUCGCUCAAUCAGCUCUUUGGGGAGAAUGUGGAUUUAACCAGGAAGUACGUGAUGCGAUCUAAAUCACGCUCAGACUUUGCCAAUAGCCUCGUGGAUACAAUCCUGGGGGUCAUCCGUAAGACAAUCAGCUCAACGGGGCAUUCCCAAAUUGGAAUUGGGAAUUUCAAAAAAUCCUUCAGGUACCCCCAGAACGCCUUGAGCUUCAUUUGGGGCUCCUUCGAGGCAACUCACGGCAAGGCAAGGAAUUUGUCCACAAUUCAGCGAACUGGGGACUUUUCAGUACACGUUCAGGGCUCCAUUGUGUCAAUCUUUGGAUCGCUUGGUCUUAGGGAACUCUCGUGCAAUUAUGACCGAUAUCGUGCCAAAGUUUGGGGCAUUGGGCCAUCUGGGAAAAUCUUCAUGACUGCUGGAAGUAAUUCCGCCAAAUUGAAACUCAUUAGCAAUGGCUGGAUCACUAGUAUUGAGGAUAUAAGCAACAUUAUCGAUUUGGACUUCAGAUUGAAACUUGAUAAAAUCCGCGUGGAAAUCACUGGUUUAGGUGCUCUCAAUGGUUUAGCAUCGAAAAUUAUGUCAUGGAUGGCAUCCCUCAUGAAAUGCGAUAUAAUGGAGCUGGCAGAGGGGAAAAUAAAAGAAUUCAUCGGCAAUUAUAUUGGCAUAUCGAUGUGAUAAAAAAUCAUCCUUUUCAAUGAUAUUAAAUUAAAUAUAUUUUUGCACAAUUCAAUGCAAUUUACGCUUCAAAUAAAUGCCACCUCUAUACCAAUUAA